AUGAUGACUAGGAAGAUACCCUUCAGCACUCUCGAUGUCUUUACGAAUCGCCCCUUUAUCGGCAACCAGCUCGGCGUUGUCCGAGUGCCAGCAGAUACAUCCCUCUCACAGGUUCAAAGAGCAGCCAUUGCACGAGAAUUCAAUCUCUCUGAGACUAUCUUUGUGAAUGAACCAGUAGAUGCAGGUGAUGGAUCUGUAGUCAUUGUACCCAUCAACAUUCACCUCAGAGGUGGUGGGGAGAUACCUUUCGCAGGACAUCCGACCGUGGGCGGGGGCUACUACAACGCACGUCGCUUCCCCGGCCGGGAAAUCGUCCUGCGUACACUCGCUGGCGACAUGCCCGUCACCCGCAUCCUCGACGCCAACGGGAAUCUUACCGGCACCCGGGUGGGCGUCGCCGUUGACUUUAUGGACCACGGGCCCCUCGAGACGCCGCGGCUCGCCGAGCUGCAGCCCGAUCUCACUGCAGACGACUACGUCCAGCGGACGGCGAAGGGCAGCGAUGCGGAGGUGGAUAUCUACCCGACGGCGUCGAUUGUGAAGGGGAUGACCUUUGUGCUGCUGGAGUUAGCGUCCGUGGAUGCGCUGGGGAGGAUGAAUGUGUUCCCCACGCGUGUGCGACCGGCGCAUGGGGCGCUUGGGGAUUGGGAAGGGUUGGUGGGCGUUUACGCCUUCGUACGACUCGGAGAAGAAGGGAACACAAUCAAGCUCAGGACACGCAUGAUGAUUGGACCUUCGGAAGACCCUGCUACUGGAUCUGCGGCAUCGACUCUCGCUGGAUGGCUGGGCAAGCAGAAGGGGCCUGGGAGCUGGAACAUCCGCAUCACUCAGGGCGUAGAGAUGGGGCGUCGCAGCGAGAUUGAGGUGAACGUCAAGAUUGCCGACAGUGGUGAAAUCGAGAGCAUUCAGCUCGGCGGAAGCGUAUGCGAAGUCAUGGAAGGCAAUAUAGUUGCACCAGAGGAAGUGACUCGGUGA
Molecule: messenger RNA, 975 nt
Organism: Schizophyllum commune H4-8
Lineage: Eukaryota; Fungi; Basidiomycota; Agaricomycetes; Agaricales; Schizophyllaceae
Product: Diaminopimelate epimerase-like protein
Exons: 4
Coding region: 1-975 (324 amino acids)
Biological process (GO): biosynthetic process
Cellular component (GO): cytoplasm
Molecular function (GO): isomerase activity
Source: RefSeq, a predicted model, not a curated record